AUGUCGAGGAACGAGCGCUCUAAGCCAUUGAAGCCUCUGAUCGGUCUCACUCUGUGUCACUGGGACACUCUGUGUCACGUGGACACCACCACAUGGGAUACUGGGGCAUGUGACACCACCACGUGUAACAUUCGGGCGUGUGACACCACCACAUGCGACACUGGGGCAUGUGACACCACCACGUGUAACAUUCGGGCGUGUGACACCUCCACAUGCGACACUGGGACGUGUGACACCACCACAUGCGACACUGGGACGUGUGACACCACCACAUGCGACACUGGGACGUGUGACACCACCAAGUGUGACACUGGGGCGUGUGACACCACCACAUGUGACACUGGGGCGUGUGACACCACCACAUGCGACACUGGGACGUGUGACACCACCAAGUGUGACACUGGGGCGUGUGACACCACCACAUGUGACACUGGGGCGUGUGACACCACCACAUGUGCCACUGGAACGUGUGACACCACCACAUGUGACACUGGGGCGUGUGACACCACCACAUGGGAUACUGGGGCGUGUGACACCACCACGUGUGACACUGGGGCGUGUGACACCACCACGUGUAACAUUCGGGUGUGUGACACCACCACAUGCGACACUGGGGUGUGUGACACCACCACGUGUGACACCACCAAGUGUGACACUGGGGCGUGUGACACCACCACAUGUGACACUGGGGCGUGUGACACCACCACAUGUGCCACUGGAACGUGUGACACCACCACAUGUGACACUGGGGCGUGUGACACCACCACAUGUGACACUGGGGCGUGUGACACCACCACAUGUGACACUGGGACGUGUGACACCACCACAUGUGACACUGGGGCGUGUGACACCACCACAUGUGACACUGGGACGUGUGACUAUUCGUUUAGUUGUGUAUGUGUAUUCGUUCAAUUGCUGUGA
Procambarus clarkii (red swamp crayfish) is the source of this 921-nucleotide messenger RNA. Its product is annotated as keratin-associated protein 9-2-like. NCBI's taxonomy places the organism in Eukaryota, Metazoa, Arthropoda, Malacostraca, Decapoda, Cambaridae. The record is from RefSeq and is a predicted model, not a curated record. Gene Ontology annotation, cellular component: keratin filament.